CGUACACACAGCGAGAACAGCGUCAUUCACAGAAGCAAAUAUCUAUAAUAUAUUACUCUCCGAUGGACAGCUUCUGAUAUGGACGAGUGGCAGAGUUUAUAAUCGCUUCUGGUACUGAAGGGUUUGACACUCGCCCCCCACCCCCCCCCCUCUCUUUCAGAGGAUGGGAGCAGUGAGUGGUGACUGGAGGAGAUGUCAUUCGGUCGACUCCUGCGAUGUGCAUCGUCCAAAGCCUCUGACCUUUUGACCUUUAAUGUGGGCACAGGGGGAUCACGGGCGGUUCAGGAUGGAGAGAUCAUCUUCUCUAAGAACAAUGUGUGCGUGCACCCAGCUGAGCCUUUGCCCGGACUGCCUGAACAUCACCCAGGUUACCUGUGUGUGCACCUGGAGAAAGACGAGGCUCUCGGCUCCACCCUCAUCCUCACCUGGGUGCCCAACUCCCGCAUCCAGCGUCAGGACGAGGAAGCGCUCCGCUACAUCACACCCGAAAACUCUCCAGUCCGCCGUAACGCCCGCCGCCGAGCCCACCGGGCUCACUCUCGCCCGCCGCCUGCCCCUGAGGAAGAGGAGGAUGAUGAUGGGACGGAGGCAGUGCUGCAGAACCAGCAGCUUUCAGAAGAAGGCGAUGAAGGCUCCUGCGAGCUCUCCGCAGACGAGGUGAGCCGAGACAGCACCCUCGGCUCUGACUCGGACACCUUCUCCUCGCCCUUCUGCCUGUCGCCCGUCAGCGAGGCGCUGGGUGAGAGCAGCAUCUCUGUCUUCCUGGAUAAUGAGAGCAGGGAAUGCGAUGAACCCAUGGCUCACUCUGCAAGCUCCGCCUCCAGUCUGGACAGCCACGCCCCCUCUGAGAGCAGCCAAUCUCUGGGUGUUCGGUGGGAGGAGCAGCAGAAAGUGAUGGCUUUGGAGCAUCUAUGUGGGGUUUUCAGAGUUGACCUGGGUCACAUGAGGUCACUACGUCUGUUCUUCAGUGAUGAGGCAUGCACCUGUGGACAGCUGGUCAUCGCCAGCAGAGAAAGUCAGUACAAGAUACUUCACUUCCACCACGCGGGUCUUGAUAAACUGUCCGAGGUGUUUCAACAGUGGAAAUGCUGCAGGGAGACCCAGCUCAAAGACCAGGUGUCAGAUGAGAAGUCAUGUAUGCAGUUCUCCAUCCGCAGACCCACAUUGCCUUCUGCUGAGAUGCACCCAGAGGAGCGGCUGUAUCGACGAUUGGACGUCAGCUCAUGGCUGCGUCACCUGAACAACAGCGGUCAGGUGGUGGAGGAGUACAAGCUCAGAAAGGCAAUUUUCUUCGGGGGUAUUGACCCGUCUCUCCGUGGUGAGGUGUGGCCCUUCCUGCUGCAUUACUACAGCUAUGACUCCACUUCUGAAGAGCGUGAGAACUGGAGACUGCAGAAGCGGGUGGAGUACCAGGAGAUCCAGCAGAGAAGGUUGUCCAUGAGUCCAGAGGAGCACAGUGAGUUCUGGAGGAAGGUUCAGUUCACUGUGGAUAAAGAUGUUGUGAGAACAGAUAGAAGCAACAUGUUCUUCAGGGGAGAGAACAACCCCAAUGUAGAACUCAUGAGACGAAUCCUGUUGAACUACGCCGUGUUUAAUCCAGAGAUGGGCUACUGUCAGGGCAUGUCAGACCUGGUGGCUCCUCUUCUGACGGAGAUCCAGGAUGAGAGCGACACGUUCUGGUGCUUUGUGGGUCUCAUGGAGAACACCAUCUUCAUCAGUUCUCCUAGAGAUGAGGAUAUGGAGAGGCAACUGAUGUACCUGCGAGAGCUCUUGCGGUUGAUGUUGCCUCGGUUCCACCAGCAUCUGACGCGGUUGGGUGAGGAUGGACUUCAGCUGCUCUUUUGCCACCGCUGGGUUCUUCUGUGUUUCAAACGUGAGUUCCCUGACGCUGAAGCUCUGCGCAUGUGGGAGGCCUGCUGGGCUCACUAUCAGGGACAAUCGCCCUGGAGCAACCUGGAGUUAAGUGCUUUUCUCAAGGACACAAUAGUGAUGGCUGUGGGGAUUGAACCAUCAACCCUCUGAUUACCAGUUAUGUGCUUUAGCCCACUACGCCACCACCACUCCACCACCACAUUUUCUUCUUCUUAUUAUUUUUUAUGUCUUGGAAGUCUAUGGCAGCCCAUAGAUACCUUUGGAGGAAAGUUUUGAAAUUUGGUACACUGAUAGAGGAAACGCUGACCUUUAACUGACCUAAAUUUUGGGUCCCUAACUCAAACCCUCUAGCACCACCAACUGUUCAAAUUUGCACCCAGUUUCCAUCCGAUAAUGAUUUUCCGCCAUUUUGAAUGUUUCAAAAAACCUACUUUUUCUAACUCAUUGGCCGUAUGUCCGAUUUGCCUGAAAUUUUGCACUGAAGAAUAAAUGAUAUCAGAAGCUUUUUAAUAAACCAAACCAUUCUCGUAUAAUGCUUUAAUGAAUUUGAUGCCGAGCAUGCAAAAAUGGACGUGAGGUUGUAUCUACACAACGCUUUGGCGUAUUGAAACGAAACUUGGUAUAUGUCAUAGCCAUCGUGACUUGAGGAUACCUGCACAGUUUCGGCACAGCACCACCUAUUGGUCAGGUGAAAUGAAAAAAUUGCUAUUUUUGCUUAUAACUUAUAAAUAAUUUGGCCUAAAAUCAUACGACUGGUCUCUUUAGAUUCCUUGGGGCAUACGGAGUUGAAUGAUACCCAAUUUUCAUAUUUCAUCCGUAUUGGGUGUUGGCCAUUCUGAAUUUUGUCAUAAAAUGCUAUUUUAUAUGCAUAGGCAUAUCAUAACUAAACUUGGUAUGCAUCAUCGGCACCAUGCCCCGAGGGUACUUGCAAAUGUUUGACUAUUGACCUAUUGUCCUGUGAUUGCUGUCUUUAGAUUCUUUGGGUCAUGCCGAGUACGACGAUACCCAAUUUGCUAUGGUUGGCCAUAAUUCCUCUCCGCCAUUUUGAAUGUAAUUGAAAACCUACUUUUUUCGAAAUUCCUUAUUUUCGAACAUCUGAUUCGCACAAAAUUUUACAAAAGCUUUUCGAUAGUUCUUGAAUAGCACAUCAACUAAAUAGACAGCAAGACGCCAAAAAGCAUCUGAGGCUGUAUCUUAGCAACACACCCUGACCGCACCAUAUACAUUUGUUCAAAUCCCCAUUGCUCAAAAGUUCUAAUGAAUUGUAUUGUAAAAUAAGCAAUUCUACUUAUGUUUUUUUUUUUUUAUACUGCUUCCCUCAAAAUCCUAAUCAGUGAUGUCCAAUCAUACUUCCUUAUAUGCUGAUGGUGUGCUUGGCCCUGUCAUUGCUGCUUGCAGUUUUCAUUACUUUUCUUAUUGUUUUCCACUAGAAUUCUUAUUACCAUAACACAGUCAUGUUUUACUGUAUUAGAAUAAAAAUACUUUUAUACAAUGAUUUUUCUUAAUUAAAAUUAGCGAAAAUGAAAGGCAAUACCAAGGGAGAACUACUGUGAUGUUGUAAAAGAAUCGGGUUCUUGGGGUGAGAAGGGAGGAAUCGAGAACAGUGAACUUCAACUCAGAUGGUAUGUUUAUUUACUAAUCAGAACAAAAACUCUCUCUCGCAACACUCUCAUGCCACACAGGCUCAGCGGGUGUGUGUGCGGGUCUCUCUCCUCCUCUACUGGCGUCUGGCUCGCUUGUAACUCCGUCUCCACUCUCACUGCAAUGACAAACAGCUGUUAGAGACGGUCAUUGACAGGUGAUGAUCCUUAUCGUUCUCAUCUCCCGAUCUCCCUCCCAUUCGCAAGCCGGCGCUCGACCACGCCCCCACUACCACAGAUAUAUAAAUACUUUAAAAUAAUAUACCACCUUUUUCAUAUGUUAUGUUAGUGAGAAUAUCAUAAUGAUCAUCUUUAUUUGCAUUGCAAUAAUUAUAAUUGGGGUUAAAAUGAAUGGGACCGUAGCAUAAUGUCACAAUGUAUAAAAUCUUAAUGACUCAAAGAAAAAAAAGAGGUUUCAAUUUCUGUAGGAAAAAUAUACAUUUUUAAUUUGUUUCUUUUAAUUAAGGCUGGGAAAUUUUUUCACGAGAAUCACCCAUUUCACUUGUGUAUAUUAUAUUGAACAAAUGCUGAUAUUUAUCCAGAUCUAUAACUGCCUGUGUCGAGGAGGAGGGCAUUCAUCCGGUUCCCGCCUCCUCCUUGCCUGUACGUUUAUCUGUUACAGUGGUGCCGAAACCCGGGAGGGAGGAGGGACGUGCUGUCGCGGAGUCCUCGCUGCUGCCAUUCGCCAAGGGUGCAGCCGCGGCCGUCUGCCUGGGGACGGAGGAGUCGCUGCCGGCCGCCGAGAGCCGGAGGAACCACGGCCGU
Messenger RNA from Myxocyprinus asiaticus (Chinese sucker), 4277 nucleotides. Its product is annotated as TBC1 domain family member 16-like. Gene Ontology annotation, cellular component: early endosome. Bases 193 to 2022 code for a protein of 609 amino acids. Gene Ontology annotation, biological process: activation of GTPase activity. The transcript is spliced from 11 exons. Lineage: Eukaryota; Metazoa; Chordata; Actinopteri; Cypriniformes; Catostomidae. Gene Ontology annotation, molecular function: GTPase activator activity. The record is from RefSeq and is a predicted model, not a curated record.